Messenger RNA from Dunckerocampus dactyliophorus (ringed pipefish), 1328 nucleotides. It is a transcript of the gene psmf1, whose product is annotated as proteasome inhibitor subunit 1. NCBI's taxonomy places the organism in Eukaryota, Metazoa, Chordata, Actinopteri, Syngnathiformes, Syngnathidae. The transcript has 7 exons. Gene Ontology annotation, biological process: proteasome-mediated ubiquitin-dependent protein catabolic process. The record is from RefSeq and is a predicted model, not a curated record. Gene Ontology annotation, molecular function: endopeptidase inhibitor activity; proteasome binding. Bases 241 to 1059 code for a protein of 272 amino acids.
CAUGUUAGGUGUCGGGAUCAAAACACAAUCGACGAAGCUAGCACAGUUAGAGAGACACUACGACACUGACAGUCGAUUAGUAAUUGCAUUGUAUUUGAUUUUUCCAGUUCACUGUGUUGUCUAAAGCUCAAAAAGUAGUUACUAGCUGUUAUUCCUUGUGCUUUUACAUUGACACCCACAAAAAGGAAGUGCGGGCGUCCCGAAGCCGUCACUUUCAUUUUGGUCGUGCCUGGAGGAGCCAUGGCGGGUUUAGAGCUGUUGUAUUCGUGCUGUGGUGGAAACAUCUCUUGUCCCCAAGACGCCAUUGUGUGUCUCGUUCACUGGGAAAUCAUCAAAAGCGGAUACAAGUGCGUUGGCUCCGGGGACGAGCCUCGAGGCAGCGACAAGAAGUCUGAGUUGUUGCCGUCAGACUGGAGCAGCAGUAAGGUGGAGUACACGCUCAGGUACACGUCUGAGGUCGGAGACGUCCAGUUGCUACUCAAAGCGCUGCUGGUGGACUCGGCCCUCAUCUUCAACCUGAUGAACCGCGGCACACAGCAGGGGUCCGACCUGAUCGUCAACCUCAACGAGCACGUGGACAAGGACCACUUGCAAACGUUUGACAGAGUCUUUAAGGACGUCGGCGGCCUGACAGCAAAGGUCAGGAGCCAGCUGCUGCCGUCACAGGACAAGCGGACACAAGCACAGACGGAGCGGAGCAGGCGGACGCAGCGAGAGGACAACGACGACGACGACCCUCUCCGCGUCCCCAGCAGGCACCCGCGCCACGGAGCACAGGCUCACUGGCCUGAUGCCGUGGCGCCACCUUUCUCUGUGGGAGGGGCGGAUCUGGAUCCACUGGGCAGGUCCGGCACUGGCGGUGGGAUGCUUAUAGACCCGCUGCGGUCAGGGUAUCCUCGCUCCGGUUUCGACCCGUCCAGCGGGAUCCCGGACAUCUUGCCCCCUGGAGCGGUCCCCCCCGGGGCCCGCUUUGACCCGUUCGGCCCAAUCGGACGCCACAGACCUGGGCCGGAUCCGGACCACAUGCCCCCCCCAGGCUAUGAUGACAUGUUUAUGUAGUGCCCCCUGCCGUUUCCAGUGUGCCACUCACUGCUUCCUGUCCGCUAGCCAAUCAGAGCGCUUCUCCUCAUGGACUGAUUGUCAUCUUCAGCUUCAGAGAGGAUUUGUGAUGAAAACAUGGCAACGCUGCAACACUUUGUUUCGCUUCUUCAACCACGUUUGAACUUAACGAAAUUGUCAUUUAUUCUGAAAAAAAGAGCUCUGUCUGCUUUGGAUUUUUUUUUUUAAUGUCUGUUUUAGAUUUAGAAUAAAUAAAAAAAGUUGUCGCA